AUGACUAUCUACUGGCCUUUGGACAAGAUCUUUUCACUUCUUGUCAUUGUUUUAACGAUUUUAUUUGUUGCUUGCGACGAUACUAAAUUCAUGACAGGCGUUGUGUUCAAUCUCGAGAAAGCUUUUUCGACGCACAAUGUGGGGUUGGAUGCAUUAAAAUCUCGAGACCAUAAACGUGGAAUUCUAAUAGGAAUGAGUACUGCCCCAGUGAAUUUCUCAGUGUCUGGAGCCUACGAUCUUAGUUUGGCAGGACUAUAUUAUACGAAGAUAAAGUUGGGAACUCCUCCAAAAGAGUUCAACGUUAUCAUCGACACUGGGAGUGACGAUCUAUGGAUUACAUGUAAACCUUGUGUUGGAUGCCCUCAUUCUUCUCGAUUAGGUGUUGAACUUCACCAAUUUGAUCCCACCAAUUCAAAAUCUGCUUCGUUGCUAAAUUGUUCCAACAAUAUAUGUCCAAAUCUUGGUGUUUGUCAGAAUAAUACAAGUCCCUGUCAACUUGUGGAGAGUUAUGGAGACGGAAGUGUCGCUACAGGUUACUAUUUAACAGAUAUUAUCCACCUCGACACGAUCUUAGGACCUUCUACCACAGAAAACCAAAAUGUGAUUUUCGGGUGUGGCACAUAUGUAGAGGGGCGAAUAGCUAAUGAAUAUCGAGCCCUUGAUGGAAUUUUUGGGUUGGGUCACAAAUAUCCAUCUGUAAUAGCACAAUUAUCGUACAAACAAAUUAUUCCAAAAAUUUUCUCUCAUUGUUUGAAAGAAGAUGGCGGCGGUAUUUUAGUCCUUGGUGAAAUUUUUGAACCGGGUAUGGUCUAUACCCCUCUCGUGACAACCAAGAAUUACUACAAUUUAUAUUUGGAUAGUAUCACUGUAAAUGGUCAGUUGUUACCAGUUAACCCACAAGCUUACAACACAUCAGGUACUCGCGAAAUUAUUGUUGAUUCGGGAACCACCUUAUUGUAUCUGGUGUCAGACUUAUACGAUGCUCUUAUAAGUGCGGUAAACAUUGCAGUUUCACCGUAUUGUAUGCUUGUUGUUUUAAAUGGAAACCAAUGCUACCAGUUGUCCAACAGUGAAAUCACCAUUUUCCCUUCAAUUGCAUUUUAUUUUGACGGUGGAGCAUCGAUGGUAUUGACCCCUAAAGACUAUCUCUUAAAUGGUAACGUUAAGAGGCCCGGGAAACAAAGAGAAGAUGUGUACGAACGAGAUAUCCAGCAACAAGAAGAAGGAAAAGGAUUGAAUAGAGGAACUCCCAAACAUUUGGCGAUCUCAGAUGUGUCCAUGGUGACUCAUUUUUUCGAUGAAUCAUUUCUUCGGACAAAAGAAGAUUAUGGAAACACUUACUCGAAAUCUCACUUAUCUGAUUCCAUUGUGUCUUCCACAAUUUUUUCUGAAGAAAUCGCCAUGAUAUCAUAA
Messenger RNA from Impatiens glandulifera, 1413 nucleotides. RefSeq names its product aspartic proteinase 36-like. Bases 1 to 1413 code for a protein of 470 amino acids. The record is from RefSeq and is a predicted model, not a curated record. The transcript has 8 exons. NCBI's taxonomy places the organism in Eukaryota, Viridiplantae, Streptophyta, Magnoliopsida, Ericales, Balsaminaceae. Gene Ontology annotation, molecular function: aspartic-type endopeptidase activity. Gene Ontology annotation, biological process: proteolysis.